This is a messenger RNA of Talaromyces amestolkiae, 1608 nucleotides long. RefSeq lists its product as uncharacterized. Lineage: Eukaryota; Fungi; Ascomycota; Eurotiomycetes; Eurotiales; Trichocomaceae. Gene Ontology annotation, molecular function: Delta24(24-1) sterol reductase activity. Bases 1 to 1608 code for a protein of 535 amino acids. Gene Ontology annotation, cellular component: endoplasmic reticulum membrane. The record is from RefSeq and is a predicted model, not a curated record. The transcript is spliced from 3 exons. Gene Ontology annotation, biological process: ergosterol biosynthetic process.
AUGUCCUCAGCAACCACUACCACACGAGGUCGCGAAACGGUUAAAAGGCGCCAGACGCCGGCGCCCCCUCUAAGUGUAGUGAACGAAGAAACAUCAUCUUCUGUAAAAUCCAAUGGCGACGCCAACGGACAUACGAAUGGACAUGCGAAUGGACAUGCCAACGGAAAAUCUAAUGGAAACGCCAAUGGACAUGCGAACGGGCAUGCGAACGGACACGCGAAGGGCGACGGUCAUGAUGAAAAACAAGUUAUUGAUGGUUGGAUCCCAGGCGAAGAUCCUAAGAUUGACCACAGCAAUCAUUUUGAAUUUGGAGGAUCGUUGGGCACAUUCUUGCUCAUGAUCGGUUUCCCAUGCUUGAUGUACUACAUGUGGAUUGGAGCAACAUAUUACGACGGAAACCUACCUCUACCGGAGAAGAACCAAACCAUUCCGGAAUUCCUUGCACAUCUCUGCAACUUGGUUAUAGAGGGAGCUUGGCCUUCGUUCAAGGCUUGGCUUAUUUACUGGGUAUUCUUCGUUUUUGAAGCACUCUGCUACAUAUGGCUCCCUGGAAUCACGUUGACAGGACGACCUCUUCCUCACGAAGGAGGAAAGCAGCUGGACUACUAUUGCUCAGCCGUUUCAUCUUUCUACACUACGCUGAUUGUGGCCGGGGUUUUACAUUUCACCGGCCUUUUCAGAUUGUAUACCAUCAUCGAUGAAUUUGGACCUCUGUUGAGUGUAGCCAUACUCUCAGGCUUCCUGGUUUCAAUCAUCGCAUAUGCUUCUGCUAUUUAUCGUGGAGCCCAGCACCGCAUGACUGGUCAUAUUAUGUAUGACUUCUUCAUGGGCGCUGAACUCAAUCCGCGCAUGUUUGGCAUCCUUGACUUCAAGAUGUUUUUCGAAGUGCGACUUCCGUGGUACAUCCUUCUAUUGCUCUCCUUGGGUACUGCUGCACGUCAAUACGAGCUGUACGGAUACGUAUCCGGUGAGGUGUGUUUCCUUGUGAUGGCUCACUGGUUGUAUGCCAAUGCUUGUUCGAAGGGAGAGGAGUGUAUUAUCUCAACCUGGGACAUGUACUACGAAAAAUGGGGCUUCAUGCUUAUCUUCUGGAACCUUGCUGGUGUUCCCCUGAGCUACUGCCACUGCACAAUUUACCUCGCCAACCACCAUCCUGAUACUUACCGCUGGAACCGCUAUGCCCUCGCAGCUCUUUUUGUCGCCUACCUCUUCGUCUACUGGGUCUGGGACACUGCCAACAGCCAAAAGAACCGCUUCCGUCAAAAGGAGCGUAAUACACAGGUUUCCCGCAAUGCUUUCCCACAACUACCUUGGCAAACUCUUGAAGAUCCGAAAAAAAUCGUAAGCCCUCAGGGUACCAUUCUAAUCGACGGAUGGUAUGGACUGGCUCGCAAAGUUCAUUAUACCUGUGACUUGUACUUUGCGCUCAACUGGGGCCUUAUCACGGGAUUUAAGAGUCCCUUCCCCUGGUUCUAUCCCCUCUUCUUUGCUUGCAUGAUUUCGCAUAGGUGCUUGCGAGAUAUUCAGCGUUGUCGGGCCAAGUAUGGCGAUGCUUGGAAGGAAUACGAGAGAAAAGUUCCUUACUUAUUCAUCCCAUACGUCAUUUAA